AUGAAGCGGCAGUUUUUCACAGCUGGGAGUGGAUUCAAGGAAAGGUGUGCUGGAAUCUUCUGCUUUCUUUUGUUAGUCUUCAGCCUCACUUCCUUAUAUUUAAGACAUUUAGUGAGCUUCAUGUCUGGUGAAAUCCUGCCGGUGGCCAGUAACGGAAAACUGACACAGAGCAUCAACUUAGACGACACACUUAACUUUGGCACCAGACAGGAGGUUGAAACAAGAACAUCCUGGAAUGCUCCUAUUAUCUGGGAGGGGAUGUUUGACCCCAGUCUGUACGACCGUAAGCACAUCCAAAACAACUCAUCUGUGGCCCUCACUGUGUUCGCUGUGGGAAGGUACCUUGAUGCCUACCUCAACACUUUCCUUACCUCUGCAGAACAGCAUUUUAUGUUGGGAUUACAAGUGACGUAUUACGUGUUUACGGAUCUACCAGAAAAGGUACCAAAGAUCAAGCUUGGUCCUCACCGGAGCCUGAGGGUUAUCCAGGUGGAAAAGCACUCCAGAUGGCAGGACAUCUCCAUGAUGCGCAUGAAAACGAUAUCAGAUGCCAUAGAAUCAGAGAUUCGUCACCAUUGCAAUUAUAUCUUCUGCUUUGACGUGGAUCAGGAGUUUAAGGGAAGAUUUGGCUCAGAGGCUCUGGGGGAUUCUGUGGCUCUGCUACACGCAUGGUUUUAUAAACUUCCAAAGUACCAAUUUACCUAUGACAGAAACCCCAAAUCCAAAGCCUACAUGGAAACUGGCGAUUAUUACUACCACGCUGCACUCUUUGGAGGCUUGCUGGAAAAUGUGAAGGAUUUGGCAGAUCACUGCUUUCUGGGUAUCAUGGAGGACAAAGAAAACAAUGUGGAGGCUCGGUGGCAUGAUGAGAGUCAUCUGAACAAGUACUUUUGGCUUCACAAGCCAAGCAGGCUGCUCUCCCCUGAGUACUGCUGGGACGGGGUGAUUGCUGAGAAUAGUGACAUACAUGUCACUCGCCUAGUUUGGGCACCAAAACAUUAUGACAAACUUCGUACUAAGUAG
Messenger RNA from Plectropomus leopardus (leopard coralgrouper), 1023 nucleotides. Its product is annotated as alpha-1,3-galactosyltransferase 2-like. Lineage: Eukaryota; Metazoa; Chordata; Actinopteri; Perciformes; Serranidae. Gene Ontology annotation, cellular component: vesicle; membrane; Golgi apparatus. Gene Ontology annotation, molecular function: hexosyltransferase activity. Gene Ontology annotation, biological process: carbohydrate metabolic process. The record is from RefSeq and is a predicted model, not a curated record.